Molecule: messenger RNA, 1043 nt
Organism: Bactrocera tryoni
Lineage: Eukaryota; Metazoa; Arthropoda; Insecta; Diptera; Tephritidae
Exons: 4
Coding region: 226-1029 (267 amino acids)
Source: RefSeq, a predicted model, not a curated record
AUUUUAGAUGCUUUCGAAGUGAUUUGCAGUGUUGUUGCGCGUGUCUCGAGGUGAUCGCGGAUUCCCAUAGAUUUUAACACGCAAACGAAAAAUUACUUGCGGCAGUCAAGCAGCACGAAGUAGCGAAUUGUAGGCACUGAACGGGAAUCCUUUGUAGUGACGUUUGGCGUAAAGAAAGUGAAUUUUAUUUCGUUUCGAAAGCGAUUUUGGGUAGAAAUUUCGAAAAUGUUGCGUGCUUCGCUGUUGCUAAUUUUGUUGGUUUGCCUGAAUGGCUGGUGUGCGGCGCAAAUUGAACUCAGUGCUGAGUUGCCAACAUUGCCCGACUUCAAGCCGGUCACUGAAUUGCCCGCUGACAUACCGACAUGCGAGCAGAGUGACAUCAAUAUCAAUGAGUGCAUCAAACGCGCCUUCCAAAAAUUAACGCCACGCCUUAAAGAUGGCAUCAAGGAGCUGAAUAUACCACCCAUGGAUCCGUUCAUCAUUGAGCGCAACAACAUUGAAGUGCGCAGCGGCUUCGCAACUGGCCGUGUGCAGGUACGUAACGUACGUAUAUUCGGCAUCAGCGAUAGCGUAGUGCAGUCGGUAGACCAUCGUAUGGAUGGCGAUAAAGUGAGCAUGGGAUUGGUUACACAAGUGCCGCGUCUCUACCUGGAAGGCAACUACAAAGCAGAUAUGAUGAUAAACGAGGUGAAAAUGACACCGAAGGGCUACUUCAAUGUGACAAUGACCGAUCUUGUCUUGAGCUCGCAGUCGGAGGGUGAACUUUAUGAGCGCGAUGGCCACACGUAUUUGCGUUUGACGAAAUUCAACUUUGAACCGGAAAUCGGUGAUAUGCAUAUUUAUGCGAGCAAUCUGGUGCCCGAUCCGGCAUUAAACGCCGUUAUUUUGGACUUUGUUAAUCAAUACUGGCGUCAAGUCUAUAAAAUCAUGUUGCCACAAACGCGCAGCACUUGGGAGCCGAUGUUUUUGAAAGUUAUGAACUCAUUUUUCGCCUCUAUACCCUUCGAUUUAUUCAUUAAGAAGAACUAAAUACCACUAAAAAA